UCUUGCUGGCGCAAUAGUAUAGUACUUGCCAGAAGUUGUGAAGUCACUUGUGUUGGGACUUGGGACACCGGCAGUGCAAGAAACUUUGGACCAAUAGUGUGCUCUUACUACUCUCGUUCCUUUUAUUGUGCGUUUCGUCUUGGAAUCGACGGGACUUCUUGGUACCCGCCAAAUUCACCGGGCGGAGACCACCCCGGCUCCGCCUGGUUGUAUUACUAUACGAUGAACUUGCUGUCCCCGCCGCAAAACCAAACCACCUGGCGGCGGAAGCCACUAGCCAACCCCCAGCUCGCACAUUUCCACUUGUUCGAUCGCUCAAGCCAAUACAAUAACCCGAGUCCACCAGGUGAUCGAGCUAGCUAGAGUGCGGAGCAUGGCGGAGCAGGCGAGCGGCGGCAUCGGCGACAUCCUCGCCACCGGGGACCGGGACUUCCUCGUCCGCAGCUCCGGCGAGCAUGUGAAGAUCAGCAGCAUUGAGGCCAGCUCCGUGGCCCUCUACUUCUCAGCCUCAUGGUGCCCACCUUGCAGGCGGUUCACACCGAAGCUUAUCGAAGUAUACGAAGAACUGACCACACAGGACAAGAGUCUCGAGGUCGUCUUUGUUUCUCGCGAUAGGGAUGAGGAGUCGUUCAACGCAUACUUCGCAAAGAUGCCGUGGUUGGCUGUCCCAUUCUCUGACUCUGAAUGCCUUCAGCGCUUCAACAAGAGGUACAAGGUCAAUGGCAUUCCGAACCUUGUCAUCCUUAGUGGAGAAACAGGUGAAAUUUACACAAAAGAGGGCGUUAAAUUUAUCAGCGAGUAUGGUAUAGGGGCCUCCCCAUUCACAUUAGAGAGGAUCAAUGAACUGAAGGAGCAGGAGAAAGCAGCGAAGGAUAACCAAACUAUUCAUAGUGUUCUUGGCACACACACCCGUGACUACCUGAUUUCAAACACAGGAGACAAGGUGCCCAUUUCUGAGCUUGAGGGGAAGUACGUCGCUUUGUUCUUUAUGGUGAGGCCAAUCGAUGAGUUCACUACAGUCCUCACUAAGAUAUAUGAGAAACUCAAAGAAGUGGGAGAGAAAUUUGAAGUUGUAGCGGUAUACUUCAACAACGACGAGUCAGUGUUUAGUGAGAGUUUUGCAAGCAUGCCUUGGCUUGCAAUUCCUCGUGGUGACAAGGUGUGUGACAAACUGGUUCGCUACUUUGAGCUUAGGACUCUUCCCACACUUGUCUUGAUCGGACCUGAUGGGAAAACACUGAACAACAACAUCGCCGAUGUAAUUGAAGAGCAUUGUUUUGAGGCAUGGGAAGCGUUUCCCUUCAGUGAUGAGAAGCUGGAAAGUUUUACUGAAAAGUCUAAGGCCAAAGAAGCAUCACAGACUUUGGGAUCCCUUCUGGUCAAAGAUGACUUGAACUUUGUCAUUCAGAAAGAGGGAGCGAAGGUUCCUGUAUCAGAACUUGUGGGGAAGACUGUCAUCCUUUACUUCUCAGCCAAAUGGUGUCCACCAUGCCGAGACUUCCUGCCUACACUUGUCAAGGAGUACAGCAAGAUCAAGGAGAAGCACAGUGAUUUUGAGAUCAUUUUCAUCUCUAUCGACAGGGACCAGAGCUCCUACGACGAGUUUUUCUCUGAUAUGCCAUGGCUUGCGCUUCCUUUGGGAGACGAAAGGAAGGAAUCAUUGAUGAAAAAGUUCAAAAUCCUUGAGAUCCCUUCACUCAUCGUCGUAGGUCCUUCCGGGGUGACACUCACCAAGGAUGCCAGAUCCCACCUGCUGGCGCACGGUGCCGACGCGUUCCCUUUCACCGAAGAGACGCUUCAGGAGUUGGGGAAGAAGCUCGAUGGAGAGGCCAAGGCGUGGCCUGAGAAGGUGAAGCACGAGCUGCACGAGAGGCACGAGCUUGCCCUCGCGCGCCGUGACACUGCUGACACCUACAGCUGCGACGGCUGUGAAGGGCUGGGCAGCUCGUGGUCCUACAGGUGCGAACGGUGCGACUUCAAUCUGCACCCCAAGUGUGCGCUGGGGAAGGGCAAGGGAGAGGCAACUGAUGAAUCCCCAGCUGGAUAUGCACGCGAGGGAGGUGUGUGCAGAAAGGCAUAGAAUUGUGCUCCUGAUGAGCUGCCGUUCUACCUGAAUCUGAAUGGUGUGUGGUGUGAUAAGUUAUAAACAUGCAAUGGUUUUGCUUGGAAUUGAAGUGUCUG
Panicum hallii is the source of this 2181-nucleotide messenger RNA. RefSeq names its product probable nucleoredoxin 1-2. Gene Ontology annotation, molecular function: thioredoxin-disulfide reductase (NADPH) activity. Lineage: Eukaryota; Viridiplantae; Streptophyta; Magnoliopsida; Poales; Poaceae. Bases 374 to 2080 code for a protein of 568 amino acids. The record is from RefSeq and is a predicted model, not a curated record. The transcript has 4 exons.